Thunnus maccoyii (southern bluefin tuna) is the source of this 3081-nucleotide messenger RNA. RefSeq lists its product as uncharacterized. The coding region runs from base 593 to 2005 and encodes 470 amino acids. The transcript has 7 exons. Lineage: Eukaryota; Metazoa; Chordata; Actinopteri; Scombriformes; Scombridae. Gene Ontology annotation, cellular component: membrane raft; plasma membrane. Gene Ontology annotation, biological process: B cell receptor signaling pathway; intracellular signal transduction; T cell receptor signaling pathway. The record is from RefSeq and is a predicted model, not a curated record.
GACGAUAAAACCCGCACUUCCCAGCUCUUCCGAGGGAUGACGCUAGAAUCAAAAGACAAAAAUCAUAUUUGGGGGGUCUCCAGCUCUGCCUGUGUCACAUGGAAGCACAGUAGCUGAGCCGAGGGGAUGCGAGUAGAGAUGGAGGGGGCUUGAGGGACUGUGGAGGAGAACCUGGCACUUGGAGAUAAUAUUGGAGAUACAACAGCGGCGGCGGCGGCGGAGGCAGCGGCAGUAGGAAAAGGCUUGUUGUUAAGACACUUCCCAGCCUUUCCCUUCUGGCUGGGGAGCAAGAGGAGCGCGGACAGGGGCGCACAAGGGGGUCAGCGGGCGCCAGAGGAUGCCACAUGCAAUAUGCUGCAUUCCCGUUUUCUGGAGCCCCAAGAAAGCCAAGUUAUCGCCUGUGAUUGAUUAUGCUCGCGGGGAGCGCCUGGUCCGAGUGGAAGCAGAAACUGAAGGAAGCGACCAGGGUUGACGCUGCGCCUCCCAAAAUCUGUGAGCUGAAUCCCAGUGAGACUGUGGCACUUCCCUGCGUGCAUGAGUGUAAGGGUGAGAGUGUGAGUGUGUGAGAGCAAGUGAGCGCCAGCGCUCCCACAUGGCCUCCAUGCAGGACGGGCUGAACUUCACGGCUCCUCCCUACGGCAAGGUCCUGCUGCUGGGUGCUAUCGCUGCUGCCUCAGCCUUUGUUGUUACGAUCCUCAUCGUGGUGCUCUGCGUGGGCUGCCAGAGGAAGGGAAAGACACACAAUGUUCCCGGCGAGGGUGGAAAACACCGUCUCAUGGACAUGGGUAUACUCAGGCAGUCGAAGCUGCGGUCCAUCAGUAAAUCAGACACUGAGAUGAACAAGAUGAACUGCAAUGGCAAAAGCAGGCAGCUUCCCCAGAUUCCCUCUGGGACUGGAGAGGACGGAGAGCACACUUACUCUGAAGUGGGGCGACGCUCUUCCACCUCACGUACUGACGAUGCCCUCUACGCCAUGGUAGGCAGGGCCGGGCAGACGGACACCCCGGCCCCUCCGGCCGUCCCCGCCAACACCCCGGCUCCACCAGACCCAGACGGGGACGUGGAAGGAGGGCUGCCCGAACCCGAGGCCCAGGUCAUGUCUCCGCCACACCCUCCGGAGACGGCUGAGUACGCUUGUGUCAGGAAGCUGAGGAAGGCCGACAAGGCGCCCCAAAAGAGGGACAGCGGGACGGAUAUGGGAGAGCCGCCGGCGCCACCGCCACGACACGCCCCGCCGUCACACCCCGCCCCUCCACCGCCACACCCUCACAGCACAAAGCUGCCCCGUAGAAACAUGGAGGCCUUCAACGUCCCCUCAUUCCCAAAGGAAGUGAUGUUUAUGGGCAACGGAGAGCAGUACAUCUGGAAGCCUCCAGAGGAUGAAGAAAUCGUCAUGCUCCAGAAUAAAGCCCUGGGCCCGUUGGCUGCUCACACAGUGGAGAACAUACAACCGUCUGCUGCUGUGGUGGCUGAGAUGUACUCAAAGGUGUGUAAACCAGGAAAGAAGAAGAGAGCUGUGCCGGGAUCUCCCCCAGCCAAUCCUGGCUUCCGGACCUUGGGUCGUGGUGACCGGGACCGAGACCGGGAUGGGGGGUUUAGUGUAGUGGUCAAACCCCAGACCUGGGCCCCUCAGGAGGGCAAAGCAAUGGGAGGGUCCCUUGACGACCACUGCUAUGAGUCCUUCGGGACAGAGGAGUGCGAUCUGGCCUAUGAGAACAUGGAAGGUGGAGGCGCCUGGAAGCGAGAGAGGCCCCCAAACACGUGUGCCACCCUGCGGCCGAGGAGGAAGAAAGGCCAGCAGCCCUUGCAGCAGCAGCAGCCCCCUCCGCCGCCGCCGACGCAGCAAACCCCCAAGUUACAGCACCUGCCUGCCAAAGCCCUGCUGCUACCGGGGGAGAACCUGUACGAGAGCAUCGGCGACCUGAAGCAGGGCUCCGCCACCUCCAGCACCACCACCAUCUUCACUUUCAACGAUGGCAUGGAGAUGUAUGUAACAGGGCUCUGAGGCGGCUGCUGCACUGUGACCCCUACCCUUCCAACACAAGGAGCUGAGCUAACACCACAAGGAGUGACGGCUGAGCCCCUGUCAUGCUCACCCACACAUACUGUUUACAUUCAAGUCAUGCCUUUCACAGGCUCCAGAGGCCUUGGGGCAAUAAUGCUGAUCUGUUAUGACCUGGGCUGAAUACAAAGUCCAAUCUAUAAACCUUAUAAGGAAUCCAAAGGUAGUGAAUAAUAAAUGAGCACAAGACCAUUGCAGAGCAAUCUGUAGGUAACAGUAGCACUAUUUUACUGAUACAUAUGUGCAAAGCACAAUAAAGUGAUGAGUUCUUCCUCAAUUCUAGCGGGUAAAAGUAGUCGUUUAUCUGGUCCGAGCAGGACUCUUAUUUGGGGAAAAGGCACAGCAUUGUGUGAAAUCUUUUGGUAGCACUUAGUCUGUCGUGAACAGGCCUUCCCUGUAGUUGGUCAAGAUGUGAUUCAGGACGGAAUUUAAAUGAUAUAAAGGAAUGAAUUACUAAUCAAAAUACUUGAAAGCUCAGGGACCAAGAGAAAAAAAUUAUGAGAGUAUUAUAACAAAAUUGCACACAUUUUGCAUUCCUCCUAAAAGCUUCGACUAAUUUAGACCAUUUCCAUUUAAAAACUGACCAGAUACUUCCCUCCGUCAUGUUUUGUUUCAUCUUACAUGGACUGAACACUGUCUCCACUGCCGUCUGUAAAUGAAGUGUUUUACUUUGUUGAUCCUGUUUCUGCACUUUGCCUGCUACAAGUUGCAUGCUAAAAAUGUGAAAAAAAAAACACAAAAAAUCAAGCACUGUCAUGUGGUACCUAUAUGAAUGUUUUUUUUUUUAUUUUCUAUUGUUGUUGGUUGUUUUUUUUGUUUUCUUUUUUAGUGUGUUGCUUUAUUUCUCUGUAGAGCAUAAUGCCAGUUAGAUUAAGGAUGUCUUUGGCUCAGUGGGACUCUGUGCUGCAGGGAGGAGAGUUAAUUUUCUCUCCUCCGACGUCUGCAACGCACACACAGUACAGAUGAAACAAGACUAAAGAGAACUGCCCGAGUCCUAAAGGUGGAGACAGUCCACUCAA